CUGCCGGAAGUAGGGAUUUAGUUCCACGCAACUACAUUACCCAGACUACUAAACCGUUCCUCACCUGCUCAUAACAUUUACUCACAACAUGGCACCUGCUGGCGGGGGUGUUGUGCUGGCGGCUCUGUCGCUGCUGUACUUAUGUGGAGCUAUUUUAUCCAGCGAGUAUUUCUCCACUUUGACUUUCUUCAACAGUGACCUUCACAAGCACGGCUGCAGCUCUCCAGCCGAGUGGGAGGAGUAUGCGGCGGACUGCGAGUCAUCUAUUCUGCAGUUGGAGGAUCCAGACUGUGAAGAGGGGAGCAACCCUCCCUGCGAGUCCAUCUUUUCACUCAAUGCAGAAAAAAUACUUAAUCAGGCAAAGUUGUUUGUCGAACAGCGUAGGUUUCCUUUCGCUGUAGAAAACCAAAAUACCAAUGAAGAACUUGCUAUAGGCUACGUUCUCAUUGGAAAUGGCCUCUAUGAUGAAGCUAUCAAACACUUCUCCUUACUGCUACAGGGAGAUCCUGAACUGGUCAGUGCCAUCUAUGGAAGGGGAAUAGCAUAUGGCAAAAAGAGUCUGCAGGACAUAAAGAAUGCAGACUUGGCUCUGUAUGAGUUGAGCAGAGUGAUCACACUGGAGCCCAGCAGACCAGAAGUGUAUGAGCAGAGGGCGGAGAUUCUGUCUCCUCUGGGCCGCAUCAGUGAAGCUCUGUCAGACCUGACUAAAGCCAUACAACUGCAGCCUUCAGCCCGACUCUACAGACACAGAGGAACACUGCUCUUCAUAUCAGAGGAUUAUAUGGCAGCAAUGGAUGAUUUCCAGCAGUCUCUAGAGCUAAAGAAGAACCAGCCCAUCGCUAUGCUCUAUAAAGGGCUGACAUUCUUCCACAGGGGUCUCCUUAAAGAGGCCAUAGAGGUGUUUAAAGAAGCUCUCAAAUUAAAGUCGGACUUCAUAGAUGCAUAUAAAAGCUUGGGUCAGGCUUACAGGGAGUUGGGUGAUUUCGAGAAUGCAAUGGAGAGUUUCCAGAAAGCUCUGUUACUGGAUCAGAACCACAUUCAGUCACUCCAGCUCAGGGGAAUGAUGCUGUACCACCACGGCAGCCUGCAAGAGGCCAUCGGCAACUUUAAGAGAUGUCUGCAGCUGGAGCCCUAUAAUGAGGUGUGUCAGUACAUGAAGGGUCUCAGUCAUGUGACCAUGGGUCAGUUCUACGAGGGCAUUAAAGCUCAGACUAAAGUCAUGCUCAAUGACCCUCUCUUGGGACAGAAAGCCAGCUCUGAAUAUCUCAAAGUCAAAUAUCUCAGAGAAUACUCUCGUUAUUUACACUCUCAUCUGGAUGUACCUGUUGCGGAAUAUAAUGUUGAUCAGGAUUUGCCUGGAAACUUUAAGAACCACUGGGCCAAAAAUCUUCCCUUCCUCAUCGAGGACUAUGAAGAACAGCCUGGACUUCAGCCUCAUAUUAAAGAUGUUCUACCUCAGAACUUUGACAGUUACUCUGCUGAAGUUCAGAAGCUCAUCUGUACAGCCGAUCACCUCGGCGCACUGAUGCAGUACGACACAUUAGGGUUCCUACCAAACCUCAGAAUACACCGAGCGAUGGGUUUGGCCACCAUAGAGGUAAUGCAGGCCAUGCAGCGCACCUGGAGUAACUCGAAGGUUCGAGUCAACGGAAAGACCAGACAGCUGCAGUGGAGAGACAUGUUUGACAUUGCAGUGAAAUGGAGAAGGAUUGCAGAUCCAGACCAGCCUGUGCUGUGGUUGGAUCAGAUGCCUGCCAGGAGUCUUAGCAGAGGAUUUAACAACCACAUUAACCUCAUCAGAGGGCAGAUCAUAAAUAUCAGAUAUCUGGAGUAUUUCAGUAGUAUUCUCAUCUUCGUAAAGGACAGAAUACUGGUUUAUCAUGGGGCGUAUAACCCUCGGGGCCUUCAGGAAGUCAAGCAGGCUCUGGAAAAUGUUAAUAAAGUGGAGGAUCUGCUGCCCAUCAUGAAGUUCAACAGUAAAACCAGAGAUGGUUUCACAGUCAAUUCUAAAGUGCCCAGUAUGAAGGAUCCUGGGAAAGAAUACGACGGUUUCACCAUCACCAUCACCGGAGAUCGAGUGGGAAACAUGCUAUUUUCAGUAGAAACUCAGACCACAGAUGAGAGGACGCAGCAGUAUCAGUCAGAAAUUGAAGCUCUCUAUAAAGAUCUCACUGCCAAAGGCAAAACCCUGAUGCUCUCCACUGAACUAGGGGACGCAGAUGCCGUGUGUAAUUUAAUUCUUUCUCUGGUGUAUUACUUCUGUAACCUCAUGCCACUGUCCAGAGGCUCCAGUGUUGUGGCGUAUUCUGUCGUCAUGGGAGCUCUGAUGGCCAGUGGGAAAGAGGUCCUGGGCCGAAUCCCAUCUGGAAAGCUGUUUGACUUCGAGGCUAUGACUACAGCCAAUCCAGAUCGCUUCAGUAAGACCGUCAAGAGUUGGAUGAAUUUAAAGAGUUUGCCAAGUUGGUACCAGAACCUUCCGUCAGUUUCAGAGACGUUCCAGUUAACAAGGACCAUGAUUGAAGUUCUAAAUACAGACUCAUCUUCGCACUGUCCCAAGAAAUCCUAAACUUGAAAUACCAUCCAAUUAUUCAAAACUCAAACAAGGGCCGUCUCUACUCAGGGCAUCUUUGCUCACAGUUCUCACUUUUACAUGGUUUUACAUAUCAAAUUUCAGUGCAAAUUCUCUUUGAUUUUAGCUUUCCACAAACAUGGAGAAGAGAGUUGACUCUUUGUUCAAAUUUUAAAUUAAAUAUAAAUUUGUGUUGCUGUUUAUUAUGUAAUUAAAGUUCAGCAAUUGCAAGCAUAAUCUGAGUUGAAAAAAUAAAUAAAUAAAACAGCAGGAAAUGUAGCAGAAUAUAAAUUAAAAAAUCUUUAUUAAAUUAUUAUUCAUCAGUUGCUUUUUAGUUUUAGAAUCAAAUCGGUGACUGGUUGCAGAGAUGUCCUUUGAAGAGUAUAUCAAGCAAUAUUAUUCAGAUCUGAGUUCCUUUCUGAAUACUUGAACACAGUGGGGAAAGAUGUUUGCAAAUGUUUUUGUUGUUUGAAAGGCAGAUUUUACCAUGUUUACUGUCCACACUGGCUUCUUUAUUAUUCUUUUUGUCGUCUCUACUUAAUGGCUCAACUGAAUAAUGCGCGAUGAGAUUCUGGAGAUGUUCAUCUGAUCUUAAACACUGGAAACAGUUAAACCUCAAUCUUCAGUUGAUGAAGGCAAAAAAGUCUUACCUUUCCUUAAUCUUAUAAAUCCUUAAUUUUAUUUUAGCAUCUUCUUAAGUGACCAUUUUAAGUAGCUUUUCGGUUUUCUCAUUCAUGUGGUUGGUGCUUAAUGGAAAAAUACUUAUUUCCUUUAUUUUUUCCUGUGAAAAUGUAAGAACAACAGUGUUUUUUUUUUUCAUGAGGGGAAAUAAAGGUGGGUUCUUUAACGCACAAGAAAAAAAAAACCUUUAAAAUGGAAAAUCUAUGACUUCAUUUGAUCGAGCAGCCACAGUCAAUAAAAUCAGUUGAAAGAAA
Messenger RNA from Ctenopharyngodon idella (grass carp), 3504 nucleotides. It is a transcript of the gene ttc13, whose product is annotated as tetratricopeptide repeat domain 13. The record is from RefSeq and is a predicted model, not a curated record. Gene Ontology annotation, molecular function: protein binding. The transcript has 23 exons. Lineage: Eukaryota; Metazoa; Chordata; Actinopteri; Cypriniformes; Xenocyprididae. The coding region runs from base 89 to 2566 and encodes 825 amino acids.